UUUCAGAUGAAUGAGGUGGAGCGGAUGAAUACAGUAUUGGUGUUAUUGUCGGUAUUAUUACCUGUUGCUAUUAAUGGUUUAUCUGUAUCACGUCAUCCACAGCAAGUGAGGCAGGUAACAAUACAAGUCAACGGCUACGAACCAGUAAUUGAUGAUGACUAUAUAGCUGUAUCUAUGGCUAUAGAACCCGGAUAUAUUGUUCGUUUUGAACCUUUCGCAGAUGCUGACCGCGUUCAUCAUAUACUGCUAUAUGGCUGUACUUAUCCGGCUUGGCCAAAGCCUUUUUGGAAGGGAUUUAGUAUUUGCCGAGGCUACGACUCACAUAUUUUAUAUGCGUGGGCAAGGAAUGCACCCGAUUUUAAUUUACCGCAAGAUGUUGCAUUCAGCGUUGGACAUAAUUUCGAUUCUGUAAAAUAUUUGAUAAUGCAAGUGCAUUAUGCGCAUCCAUUCGUAGGCAAAAUAGCGGACUAUUCCGGUAUCACUUUGCAUAUGAUUGAUGAAAGGCCUCAUCAUUUAGCUGCUGUAUUACUUUUUGCUUCUGGAACUUCAAUUGAGCCUGGAUUUUCUCAUUUCCAAACGAAUAUAAGCUGUUUGUACAGCAGUGAUACACCAAUUCAUCCAUUUGCAUUCCGUACGCAUACGCAUAGCAUGGGACGAGUUGUUUCAGCGUUUUAUAAACAUUCUGGCAAAUGGACAAUGAUCGGUAAACGGAAUCCGCAAUGGCCUCAGUUAUUUCAACCGAUUGAAGAAAACUUGACUAUUUUAAACAAUGAUUUAAUGGCUGCUACUUGUGUUUAUGAUUCAUCAAUGAAGAAAUCUGUUGUAAAAAUGGGGAGUACAGGUCAAGACGAAAUGUGCUCAUUUUGUGUUGCGCAAGAAAGACAGAAGCUUGUGAGUGAAGAAUAUCCAAUUGAAGGUACAAUCCCUCUUCAGCCACAUUCAGAUUGGGAGCAUAAAGCACAUCAAGCCAAAUUGUUUGGAAUCACUGAUGGAGCAGUAGCAACAUCUGUUGAUGGCAUCAAACUUGGACAAGUUUCUGCACUUAGUUUUGAUUCAUCUGGAAAUUUGGUUAUACUGCAUCGUGGUAGCCGCUUCUGGAACUCGAUGUCAUUUGAUAUGAGAAACAAUUUGCGAGACAAUACACCUAUUAUGGAAGAUGUGAUUUUAGUUACAUCAUUUUCAAAUAAGCCGAAUGGAACGUUGUCAUUACGUGUCAAAUAUGGCCGUGGAAAAUUCUACAUGCCACAUGGUUUGGCAAUUGAUCAGCAAAAUGAAUAUUACACAACUGACGUUGGCUCUCAUCAAGUCAUCAAAUGGUCGCUUUCACAUGGUUCGCUAUCGCAGGUUUUUGCACUGGGUGAAAAAUUUGUUCCUGGCGACGACCAGAAGCAUUUUUGUAAACCAGCUGGCAUUGCGGUCACUGUGGAUGGAAGUAUCUUUGUCGCUGACGGCUACUGCAAUAAUCGAAUCAUGAAAUUCGAUCGAAAUGGGCAAUUCCUAACUCAGUGGGGACAAUCAAGUUAUAACAAUAUGAAUGGUAUGGGAAGCCUACCUUUGGGCACUCUUUCCCUGCCACAUGAUAUUGUUGCAAAUAAUGAUGGUUCAUUGUUGUAUGUUAGUGAUCGUGAAAAUGCUCGAAUACAAAUAUUUCGGAGUGAUGGGCACGCAGUGGGCCAGAUUGUCAAUCCAGGAAACACUACUGCAUUUGAGAAUAUUUAUUCAGCGGAUAUUCAUAGUAAUGUACUAUACUUCAUUCCUGGUAAACAGCAAAGCGGUCUACCCAUACGUGUAUUCAGUGCACGUGCGGAAGCUGCGCGAGUACAGUAUUCAUUUGAACCAAGAAAUUACCCAUUUAAAAGACCACACACAAUUCGGGUUUCCAAGGAUGGACGAUACAUCUACGUUGGGGAACUGGGUCAAGAUGGUGGUCGAGUUUUACAGUUUGCAAUAAAUCCCAACUGGGAUCAAACUGGAAAUGGCAUCUUAUUGCCGGAUUUUGCAAUAAAUUCAACUUCACAGUUCUCGGUCCCUAUCAUACUUUUGGUUGUAAUUAUUGCUCUACCAGUAUUGAUCUUGUUUGCCUACAAACGAAAGAAAUUUGUGCGCACUGGAAGGCAGUAUUCUGUUUUAGAUCGCGCGGGCUUCAAGCCUUUGCGGACAGAUGAUUCGGAGACAUCGAGUGACGAUUCAGAGGAUGAUAUUUGUUCUCAACAAAAAAACAAAAAUAGGUUUUAACUGUUAGUUUUAGCCAAAGUGAAGAUCGCCUACAAUUGUUUCGUGUUCUUCUUCUAGGAAUUCAACGAGAAACAAACA
This is a messenger RNA of Loa loa (African eye worm), 2313 nucleotides long. RefSeq lists its product as hypothetical. NCBI's taxonomy places the organism in Eukaryota, Metazoa, Nematoda, Chromadorea, Rhabditida, Onchocercidae. Gene Ontology annotation, cellular component: membrane; extracellular region. Gene Ontology annotation, biological process: peptide metabolic process. The transcript is spliced from 16 exons. Bases 7 to 2235 code for a protein of 742 amino acids. Gene Ontology annotation, molecular function: protein binding; oxidoreductase activity, acting on paired donors, with incorporation or reduction of molecular oxygen, reduced ascorbate as one donor, and incorporation of one atom of oxygen; copper ion binding. The record is from RefSeq and is a predicted model, not a curated record.